Melopsittacus undulatus (budgerigar) is the source of this 5538-nucleotide messenger RNA. RefSeq names its product glutamate ionotropic receptor AMPA type subunit 1 (gene GRIA1). Lineage: Eukaryota; Metazoa; Chordata; Aves; Psittaciformes; Psittaculidae. Gene Ontology annotation, molecular function: AMPA glutamate receptor activity; transmitter-gated monoatomic ion channel activity involved in regulation of postsynaptic membrane potential. Gene Ontology annotation, biological process: monoatomic ion transport; synaptic transmission, glutamatergic; modulation of chemical synaptic transmission. Gene Ontology annotation, cellular component: AMPA glutamate receptor complex; dendritic spine; postsynaptic density membrane. The coding region runs from base 162 to 2870 and encodes 902 amino acids. The record is from RefSeq and is a predicted model, not a curated record. The transcript has 16 exons.
CAGGCGGUGUCGAGCAGCAGCCUCAGCGCUGGAUUCCGGGCGGGGGAGAAGCGCAGCCCUGAAGGCGCCGCGGAGGGGAGGCGGCUAAAGAGAGCGGAGCGGGGGGAAAAUCAAAUCUAUGCUUGGAACUGGGCUUCUUUCUCGCCAAUGCAAAAGGGAAUAUGCAGCACAUUUUUGCCUUCUUCUGCACCAGUUUCCUAGGGGCGGUGUUAGGGGCCAAUUUCCCCAACAAUAUCCAGAUAGGGGGGUUAUUUCCUAAUCAGCAGUCCCAGGAACAUGCUGCUUUUAGGUUUGCGUUGUCUCAGCUCACAGAACCUCCUAAACUCCUUCCCCAGAUUGACAUUGUGAACAUCAGUGACAGCUUUGAAAUGACGUACACCUUCUGCUCGCAGUUCUCCAAGGGCGUCUAUGCCAUCUUUGGAUUUUAUGAGAGGAGGACAGUCAACAUGCUCACAUCUUUCUGCGGGGCUCUCCACGUCUGCUUCAUAACCCCAAGCUUCCCAGUUGAAACGUCCAACCAGUUUGUUCUCCAGCUUCGCCCAGAGCUCCAGGACGCCCUCAUCAAUGUCAUCGAGCACUACAGCUGGCAGAAGUUUGUGUACAUUUAUGACGCUGACCGGGGGUUGUCAGUCCUACAGAAAGUGCUGGAUACUGCAGCUGAGAAGAACUGGCAGGUAACAGCUGUCAACAUCCUGACUACAACAGAAGAGGGCUACCGCAUGCUCUUCCAGGAGCUGGAGAAGAAGAAGGAAAGGCUGGUGGUGGUGGACUGUGAAUCUGAGAGGCUGAACAUCAUCCUUAGCAAGAUUAUCCAGCUCGAAAAGAACGGGAAUGGGUACCACUACAUUCUGGCAAAUUUGGGAUUCAUGGAUAUAGACCUGACCAAAUUCAGGGAGAGUGGAGCCAAUGUAACUGGCUUCCAGUUGGUGAAUUACACGGACACUGUUCCCGCCAGGAUCAUGCAGCAGUGGAGGAAUAAUGAUGCCAGGGAGCAUCCUCGUGUGGACUGGAAGAGGCCAAAGUACACGUCAGCCCUAACAUACGACGGGGUCCGGGUGAUGGCUGAGGCAUUUCAGAACCUGCGGAGGCAGCGGAUCGACAUCUCCCGUCGAGGCAAUGCUGGGGACUGUCUUGCCAACCCAGCCGUGCCCUGGGGACAAGGCAUCGACAUCCAGAGAGCACUGCAGCAGGUCCAUUUUGAAGGAUUGUCUGGCAACGUUCAGUUUAAUGAGAAGGGACGGAGGACCAACUACACCCUGCAUGUGAUUGAGAUGAAACAUGAUGGGAUCAGAAAGAUUGGUUAUUGGAAUGAAGAUGAGAAGUUGGUUCCAACAGCCAUUGAUACUCAAAGCGGCAAUGAAUCUACAAGCCUCCUGAACAGGACUUACAUAGUCACAACUAUCCUAGAAGACCCAUAUGUGAUGCUCAAGAAGAAUGCCAACCAGUUUGAAGGCAAUGAAAGGUAUGAAGGUUACUGUGUGGAGCUUGCUGCUGAGAUAGCAAAGCAUGUUGGCUACCACUACAGGCUGGAGAUUGUCAGAGAUGGGAAGUAUGGAGCCCGGGACCCCGACACCAAAACAUGGAAUGGCAUGGUGGGAGAACUCGUUUAUGGGAGGGCGGAUGUGGCUGUGGCACCAUUAACCAUCACUCUGGUUCGAGAAGAAGUUAUAGACUUUUCCAAACCGUUCAUGAGCUUAGGUAUAUCUAUCAUGAUAAAAAAACCUCAGAAGUCCAAACCAGGAGUUUUUUCCUUUCUGGAUCCUUUGGCUUACGAGAUAUGGAUGUGCAUUGUUUUUGCCUACAUUGGAGUGAGCGUUGUCCUCUUCUUGGUGAGUCGCUUCAGCCCUUACGAGUGGCACACUGAGGAAUUCGAGGAAGGACGGGACCAGCCAGCCAAUGACCAGACAAAUGAGUUUGGGAUAUUCAACAGUCUCUGGUUCUCCCUAGGAGCUUUCAUGCAGCAAGGAUGUGAUAUUUCUCCCAGGUCUCUUUCCGGCCGCAUAGUCGGUGGCGUCUGGUGGUUCUUCACCUUGAUCAUCAUAUCCUCCUACACAGCUAACCUGGCUGCCUUCCUCACCGUGGAAAGGAUGGUUUCUCCCAUUGAGAGUGCAGAGGACUUGGCCAAGCAGACGGAAAUCGCCUAUGGGACCCUGGAAGCUGGCUCCACAAAAGAAUUUUUUAGGCGAUCCAAAAUAGCAGUGUUUGAGAAGAUGUGGACCUACAUGAAGUCAGCCGAGCCCUCCGUUUUUGUGAGGACGACAGAAGAGGGGAUGAUCCGGGUGAGGAAGUCGAAAGGGAAGUAUGCCUACCUCUUGGAGUCCACAAUGAACGAGUACAUUGAGCAGCGGAAGCCCUGUGACACCAUGAAGGUGGGAGGUAACUUGGACUCCAAAGGCUAUGGCAUUGCAACGCCAAAGGGGUCUGCACUGAGAAACCCAGUAAACCUGGCAGUGUUAAAACUGAACGAGCAGGGGCUUUUGGACAAAUUGAAAAACAAAUGGUGGUACGACAAGGGCGAGUGCGGCAGCGGGGGAGGUGAUUCCAAGGACAAGACAAGCGCACUGAGCCUCAGCAAUGUGGCAGGGGUUUUCUAUAUCCUCAUCGGUGGGCUCGGACUAGCCAUGCUGGUUGCCUUAAUCGAGUUUUGUUACAAGUCCAGAAGUGAAUCAAAGCGGAUGAAGGGUUUUUGUUUGAUCCCACAGCAAUCAAUCAACGAAGCCAUACGGACAUCAACCCUUCCCAGGCCAGCUGCAGCAGGAGGCAGUGGAGAAAACGGACGUGUGGUCAGCCACGAUUUCCCCAAGUCCAUGCAGACAAUCCCAUGCAUGAGCCACAGCACCGGCAUGUCCCUAGGAGCUACGGGAUUAUAAUUGGCCUUUUGACCCAUUGCCUGGGUGAGAGCAGGGGCAGCCCAACUCCACCCCCUCCAGAGCCAAAAACAAACCCAACACCAACAAGAUAAACGAUGAUGACAGAAGGGACAAUUGGAUGGAUCUUCUCAAGGAAAUCAAUUCUAUUUCCCUUUUUAUUUGCUAACAGAUCCACUGGCAGGAGAACAGAAAUAGGUCUGUAUUGCAAUAAGGAGAGUGUAAUGGGAUUUAACAGACUCGUGAACCGUCCCUGAUGAAAGAACCACUGGAACACUAAUGAGGACUAUGCCAUUUUGUUUUAACUUGGUUGUUAAUAAGUCUUAGUGUGUGCAAUAUAUAUAUUUUUUCUUACUAAUUCCUGUGGUGUCAGGGUAACAUCAGCCCUUUCCCUUUUCCCUGCUCAGUCCUUCAAUCUGGUUUAGUUUGGGAUGCAAACCACAAUGUCUGAGCUACUAACAGCAAAAAAAGAGAACCUAUAAAUGGCAAGUUGAACUCCCUACAGAGCAUCAGCAUUGACCCCUUUUGUCCAUCGUGAUUCUGCCUUCUGUUGUUCUGUUGUGAACUUGGGCUGUGGAGUUACUGCAACAAGGCAGACAGAGCUGCAAACGGCUCUCCCUGCAGUAGGAAGGACUUUAUGUGAGCAAAAACAUGAGGCUGUUUUGCAGGAGCAAAUUCAUGAGUGAGUUUGGAAACUCAAGGUAACCUAAGAACAAAGUGGUCAUUCUUCCAGAGAUGAUAAGUGGCGGUUCAAGAGAAGAAUCAUGUGCCUGGAUUGAAGAGCAUCGUGCAUAGCAGAACAGAGCGGAUGGUUGGUCUAAGUUCAUGGUUGGCUGCUGUUUAUGGAAGAGAGAAAGUAAAUGCCGCAUUCCCCUCACAUGUGACUCUCCUGCCUAGGUUACUGGGGGCUAAUAAGCAAUUGUGAACCAUUUCUUCAUUGCUUAGCUUCUGUGUGUGCUCCCUUUUUGGUGGUCACAUAAGGGAACCACCUUGAGCUGGGAACAGACCAUCUCAAGAUAACCAGCUCUAGAUGGCUGGCUAAUAACCAGUAAAACAUGCUAGAAGUCAUGGGGCUGCAAUGGGAAUAUCCCUGCCUUUUUGCUCUGAAUCCCUUUUUGGCCAUCUUUCUAAUGAAGAGGGACAUUUUGUAGAUAGUCGACUCCUGGAAGGAACUGCUGAAGCAAACCGAGGAGGAGACCCUACAAGAGCUUCAUUCAAGCAUCCAUGACAUUCAGCAGCAUCUGAGCUGGUCAAACUCAGCCUUCCCGUCAAGUUGUGGCCUGUCUGGGUACAAAGCCAAAAGUAGCAGAUUCCCACUCAUGUAUCUUUAGAGAGGGGGAAGCAUCCACAGGUCAGGAGAGCAGUUUACUGACCCCAAACUUGGUAAUGCAGAAACCAGUGGUCCAGUCACAGGUGUGGAGAUAAAAGGGGCAAGGAUGGCUUUCCAGAACCACACAAAAGGUUCAUUCUGGGCAUGGACAGAUAAAUGCUCCCCACUGAUAGACCUGAGACACUUUCCCAGAUUCCCAAGGGAGCAUCCAGAGAGAGAGAUCUGUGGGGAAGGGACCACAGUGAAACCACUUAGCCUUCCCCCAUCUCACUGAUGGCAAAUAAAGUUCAAAGCUUCUCACAGGACUCAGCAAAUAUCUUUGUGGGGACUGAGCUGCUAUUGGAGUGUUCUGAGAUGCUUUUUCUCUUCUUUUUUUCUUUUUUUUUUCUUGUUUUCUUCAGCAUAGCAAGAGAGGAACAGGAAAAGAAGAGAAGUAGAUGAAGGAAAAGUGAUGCAAGCAAAUGACUGGCACAGGUCUAUGAGGAGGAUCUGUGUAUACAGCUGUCCAUAAGUACUGCUGGAAGCUGCUUGUAUACGUUUCCACUAGCAUAUGAAUGCGCAGAGCAAUACAUUUACCACCUUUAACACCAGCCUGGUCUAAAGUACCUGUUCCACUUACCCAGUUGUCACACAACAUUUUGGAGACCAACAAGUCAGAGUCAAGGUCCUAAGCUUGGGCACAGCAUGUCUUGUGCCAAUCUUUUCCUCUCUCCACAACUGGACAUCAUUGUGAGCUUAAUCUCUCAUCACCGAACAUGAACUCUGUUUUCAGCCACUCAAAACACCUCUUCAGGUCACAUUAUAGUGGUUAGCAUUGUUUUUAAUCCACUUCAUUUUAACUUCAGUUCUGCAUAAGUGCUAGCACAGUGGAGGCAUCCCACAAGCUAGCCUGUUUCCAUGCUCAGAGCUCUCAGAUGCAACUCCUCACCCAGCUCUUGCCACAUCCUGGAGCUUGUAAAAGCAAUGCACCACUGGGCACUGUAGUGGGAUCCAGCUCCAAGACCCAUGGGUGCCCCAUUCUCCUGGAAAGACAGGACCACAUGGCAGCAGGUCAUGGGGAGUUAAGAUGGACUUAUGAGAAGCAGCACGUCAGUGCUAGGACUGGCCACCUGUGACAUGAAAAUGUGAGGUGCAGUUGUCAAAGGCUUUUGAUCAAUGGAGGGGUUAAAAAACAAAAGAUGAAUAGGACAAAUGCGUGGAAAAUGUUAACUUGUAAUAUGUAUUUUUACUACACUUUUCUUAAAAAUAGAGUAAUGGUAAAAUUCUUGAAGACAUUGACAUUUUUUCUCAACAGGAAUCCAUAUUUGACAGUUUUGGCUUUCAUUAAAUUUUGCUCUUUGG